AAAUUUAGCAGCAUCAGAACCAUUCACUUGAAAACCAGUCAGCGGCAACCAGGGACUAACAACUGAAGGGACAUAGCACUUUUAAUAUUGGAUAAUUUUCCUCUCAUUGGGAUAAUAAUUAUACUCUGGGACCACUGUAAACUUCUGGAAAAACAAAAGUGCAAAGAUUUUAUUGAUACAGAAACUGAGAAGCAGUGAUGGUUGGAAAAGAGCUUGUACCAACUGCAACAAUCAAGUUCUUUGGUGCAGGGACAGCUGCCUGCAUAGCUGACCUGAUCACCUUUCCCCUGGACACAGCUAAAGUCAGAUUACAGGUCCAGGGAGAGAAUGUGAAAGUAGAAGGAGCUAAUGCAACAAAGUAUCGGGGAGUGUUUGGCACCAUAGCCACUAUGGUCCGCACUGAGGGUCCCAGGAGUCUAUACAAUGGACUGGUGGCAGGACUACAAAGGCAGAUGAGCUUUGCUUCAGUCCGAAUCGGCCUUUACGACUCCAUGAAGCAGUUCUACACUCGAGGCACAGACAGUGCGGGAAUUGUGACCAGGCUCAUGGCGGGCUGCACCACAGGGGCUAUGGCUGUAGCAUUUGCUCAGCCUACUGAUGUGGUGAAAGUGCGCUUCCAGGCGGAGGUCCGAGUGGGAGACUGUGAGAGAAGAUACAACAGCACAAUAGAUGCUUAUAAGACCAUUGCUCGAGAUGAGGGCGUUAGAGGACUUUGGAAAGGGUGUAUGCCAAACAUCACUCGUAAUGCCAUAGUGAACUGUGCAGAGCUGGUGACUUAUGACAUGAUCAAAGAGCUUAUUCUGAAGUACGACCUCAUGACAGAUAACCUGCCCUGCCACUUCACUGCUGCCUUUGGGGCAGGUUUCUGCACCACAGUGGUGGCCUCUCCUGUGGAUGUGGUCAAGACACGUUUCAUGAACUCAGCAGCUGGACAGUACGGCAGUGCCAUCAACUGUGCCUUCAUCAUGUUAAAGAAUGAAGGACCCAAGGCUUUCUACAAAGGAUUCAUGCCAUCUUUCCUCCGAUUGGGAUCCUGGAAUAUUGUGAUGUUUGUUACAUAUGAACAAAUCAAAAGAGGGAUGACCCGAGCGCAGCAGUACUGGGAGUCACCAUUUUGACACACAGAAACUCAGCAUGGUUUUUAGAAAUGAAGCAAAACAAUUUACAGUGACCCCAGGGGCUGGAAGUGACCAGUAGUGAAAUAAGCAAAGAGGUACCAGCAGAAAUCCUGAACAGAGCAGUGACUAUAUCAAGGAAAAGCAUAAGCUGUUAUAGUAGCACUGUGAACAAGGUCAUUAACUCUGGAUGCCAAAUGAUGGAAGAAGCUUUAGGGAACUUUUCAGGGAAUCUAAGCUCUUAAAUGAUAAUUCAGGUUUGAAAAUUCUGUAAUUCCAGUAAAUGUUACGCACAAAGUAAACCAGCAGGCUGGUUACGAUAGAGAUCUGUUUACAUGUAGUGUAUUUUAUUUAAAUUUUAAUAUUUUGUAUGUUAUGUAUUGUUUAUAUCUUUAAUU
This is a messenger RNA of Boleophthalmus pectinirostris (great blue-spotted mudskipper), 1513 nucleotides long. Its product is annotated as mitochondrial uncoupling protein 2-like. Gene Ontology annotation, cellular component: mitochondrial membrane. Lineage: Eukaryota; Metazoa; Chordata; Actinopteri; Gobiiformes; Gobiidae. Gene Ontology annotation, biological process: response to cold; adaptive thermogenesis; mitochondrial transmembrane transport. The transcript has 7 exons. The record is from RefSeq and is a predicted model, not a curated record. The coding region runs from base 198 to 1118 and encodes 306 amino acids. Gene Ontology annotation, molecular function: oxidative phosphorylation uncoupler activity.